Molecule: messenger RNA, 2695 nt
Organism: Cololabis saira (Pacific saury)
Lineage: Eukaryota; Metazoa; Chordata; Actinopteri; Beloniformes; Belonidae
Gene: ctif
Product: CBP80/20-dependent translation initiation factor
Exons: 14
Coding region: 224-2350 (708 amino acids)
Biological process (GO): regulation of translational initiation
Cellular component (GO): cytosol
Molecular function (GO): translation activator activity; RNA binding; protein binding
Source: RefSeq, a predicted model, not a curated record
UGCAUUCCCUUUUUCCUGCGUGUGGCACGUCGGAGUUACCGCUAGAUAUCUAAUCCCCCUUCCCCUCUCUUCUUUUUUCUACCUGCACACUCAUGACACGGCGGAUUUGAUCUCCAUGAGUGAUCUCCACGCUCGUUGAGAGUCGGAACCUUCCCUUUCGGGUCACUUUCCUCCCUCCUCCCCCCUUCCUCCUCCCCCUCCUCCCAUCUCAGCGACAGUUGCCAUGGAGAACUCCUCGGUGGCGUCUGCAUCGUCUGAGGCAGGAAGCACGCGCUCGCAGGAGAUAGAAGAGCUGGAGCGCUUCAUCGACAGCUACGUGUUGGAGUACCAGGUUCAGGGGAUUCUGGGAGACAAGGCAGAUGGAGAGUUGGACUUGGACAACGGUGGCAAGGUGCCCGAGUGGACAGACGACUGCAUCGAGAAGAGGGAUGGUAGUUGGACGUCAUCGCAGGGAAGAGGCUCGGGGAAACCUGAUGAGUGGGAACACAGCAGUAAUGGCAGCACGGGUUCAAGGCCCAGUUCAGGCUCCAGACCUGGAUCUGGGUCUCGCUCUGGCAGCAGAGGACGGAACAACCAGUUCAAGGGUCCGGCCAAGAAUGGGAACAAAGAUGGCUCCUUUGACAUCCUGGGAACAGACAUAUGGGCUGCUAACACGAUGGACUCGCAUGGAGGUGCAGGUUGGGAUGUGCAGCCGGAGAAGCUGGACUUCAGCCACUUCCACAGAAAACACUUCAGAGGAAUGCCAAAGCACCUGCCACACAUUGACAGAGAGGGGAUGAACAAAAACAAGUUUGCUGAAGAUGAUGGAAUAGACAUGAACGACAUCGAGAGGUUCCUACCUCAUCUACGCUCUGUCUUUCCACCCUUUCCUAAUGAGGCUGAGAUUGCACACACCAAAAAGCUGUUCCGACGCCGGAGGAACGACCGACGAGCAUUUGAUCACUUCAACCGAGACCAGUUAACCGUACUUCUGCCCACUGGCCCAGGGGGAAAACGGCAAGUCUCAGCCAGGAAGCAGCAGCGAGGGGGAGGAGGAGGAGGAGGAGGAGGAGGUGGAGGAGGAGGAGGAGGAGGAGGAGGGGGGAAGAACCAGCCUCAGGACACACAACAAUCGCCACAGUUGCAGUGGGAUCAAACCCAACCGCAAUGUCCGAAUCAACAACAACAUAAUUUAACAGAACUGGGGGAUAACAGAAACAAUAAUGCUGGCCGACCACCUCGCCAGUACCAGGGAGGACACGGGCAACGCGGCGGAGGGCCCCCACAUCACGGAUACAGCCAGAAUCGCCGUUGGCAUCAAAACCAGAAAGGGCCCGGACAGAACUCUACUGGGGACAAAGGAGUGCCCUCAAGAUCAACCAAAGACAGAGAGACUGACAAUGUAAAAGUGGGUGAUGAGCAGUACAGGCCAGCUCAAAACUGCAGCGGUAACUGCCCACAUGAAUCACCCAGAUGUGACUCAACACCCAGUACAAAUGCCUUCAGAGACAUGACAGUUCACAAAGAGUCUGCCAACCCACCGCAGACUGGCAAGGCGAGUGACGGCCAGUCAGAGCAGCCCAAAAUCAACCUUCUGCAGUCGUCAAAAGAAAGACUAAGGAGGAGACUUAAGGACAAGGAAGAGGCGCGAGUGGAGGACUCGGGCUCCGGGUCACAGAACAUAGACCGGCUCGUGGACCUUCUCAACAGCAUGAGAAGCAACAGCGUGGGGGUGGAGCAGCAGCUGGCCUCCUUCAUGGAGGAGGCGCAGAACUCGGCUCGCUCCGAGGAGACGCUGGCUCAGGUGGUCAGGACCAUCUACUGCAAGGCCGUGUCUGACCGGAGCUUCGCGGCGACGGCCGCUAAACUCUGCGACAAGAUGGCCCUCUUCAUGGUGGAGGGGACCAACUUCAGAUCGCUGUUGCUCAACAUGCUGCAGAGUGACUUUUCCCGCCGCGAGGAGCUCCAGCAGGCAGAUGUGGAGCAGUGGCUGGGCUUCAUCACCUUCUUGUGUGAGGUGUUCGGUACGAUGAGGAGCAGCUCCGGGGAGCCCUUCAGGGUGCUGGUGUGUCCCAUCUUCACCUGUCUGCGAGAGCUACUCGAGUCGACAGAUGUGAAGGAAGAUGCAGUCCUUUGUUGCUCCAUGGAGUUACAGAGUACGGGCCGACUCCUGGAGGAGCAGUUCCCAGAGAUGAUGACGGAGCUGUUAGCCGCCGUCAGGGACAAGAUGUUGUGUCCUGCAGGAUCUCAGCUGACUCGCUCGCUGCUCAUGGAGGUCAUCGAGUUGCACGCGCACCGCUGGGGCCCCUUGGAGGCCCUCACCACCCAAUACUACAACCGUACUAUCCAAAAGCUCACCACCACUGCCUAGCCCUAGCCGCCAAGCUCCCACGGGCGGCAGAGGAGACGGACGGGCCCUCACGCUGAUUGAUGCCCCGGUGGGGGCGGGGGGGGGAGAUGGAGAUGUUUUCUCCUCAUCAACUUCAAAAAGUAACGACACUCUUGCCUGCUUAAAUAAAUGCUAUACAUAGCUCUUGAGCUUAACUGUGAAUUCCACGAGACAGGUGAUGACGGUUCACUGCCAAAAAACAAAGCAAACACGAGCUACCAAACAGGUAACGGUGAAUCUGGACACGGCUACGUGGCCGGUAGGGGCGUGCUUGGUCCACGCCGCGUCUGGGAGCUCGGCCAGCUGCGGGAUGCUGAGGGAUAAAGG